GAUAAUAGUAAUUAAGCUACUUCGCAUUACAAAAAUACAUUUUUUGCCAAAUAUAAGCCGAAAGUCAAAGACUAUAAGAAAUACUACCAAUUUCGCUGCACAAUAAAUAGCGUCCGGCAAAACGAAAAUGUGGAAGAAGCUCAUUCUAUUUGCAUAUAUUCUGGCCAACGUCUCGGCUACACAGGUUCAGAAAUGUUCCGACGACAAACCCUUCCCGUUGGCCGUACGCGUGCUGAACUGUGAGAUACCUCCCUGCGAUGUUAUUAAGGGCAGUGUAAUGAUAUUCGAGAUCGAUUUUUACGUCAUGAAAUAUGUGACGAAGUUGACCACUUUGGUGAAGGCUACCACUUUGGGCAUAACAGUACCGUAUGAAUUGCCCGAUGAUGUACGUGAUGUGUGUUCGAAUCUUAUGCACGAAGCCUACUGUCCACUUUACGCUACCGAAGACGUGACGUAUCUCUUCACGUUCCCCAUUGGCAAUUACCCGGAGAUCAGUGUUAAAGUGGAAAUAUAUGUCGUUGAUCAGGAUCAGGAGGUGGCCACAUGUUUCGUUUGUAACAUUAAAGUGAAGAAGGGAUCCACGAGAAAUAGUACGAUAUAUGAAAUUGACUAUUAAGUGCUUGAAUGUGACUAACGGUAUACAUUUUAAAAGAAAUAUAUUUA
Messenger RNA from Bactrocera neohumeralis, 663 nucleotides. Its product is annotated as NPC intracellular cholesterol transporter 2-like. The transcript has 3 exons. Lineage: Eukaryota; Metazoa; Arthropoda; Insecta; Diptera; Tephritidae. The record is from RefSeq and is a predicted model, not a curated record. The coding region runs from base 128 to 616 and encodes 162 amino acids. Gene Ontology annotation, biological process: intracellular cholesterol transport. Gene Ontology annotation, molecular function: sterol binding.